CCUCACUACUAUAGCACUUACUUAAAAUGCUUUGUUUAUACGUAUACCCUUAUUCGAACGCAUAGGUAUCGUAAGAUGGGGCAUUUCAAUUUUAGGAUUACACAAUCAUAUUUUACAGUUAAUAUUUCAGGUAGUCCCAUAUUUUAAGAAUUAAGAUACCUACUGAAGUAGAAAAAGAAUGUCUGUCCAGCGGAUUAUAAUGGUGCUCUGCGCCCUUUUUGGCUGUGCCAUAUCACAAGACGCCUGUUCAGUUAGCAAGGAUUUAGUAUUUGUAUUGGAUGUCUCAACAAGUCUUGGAUCAGGAAAUCAUAGAAAAGUUCUAGAUUUUGCUAUAGGAAUCGUGCGCAGUAUUAAAGUUGAUAAAUAUAACUACAGAGUGGGAGCAUUGAGUUUCAGUGACUCCGGGAUUGUGCAAUUUAAUCUUAAUAAGUAUUCCAAUAAACAUGAUGUAAUGAAAGGGAUUGAACGUAUCGUUUUCUCAGAAGGGAGUACAUUUAUGGUAGAAGCUUUGACAAUGAUGAAGAUGAUGUUUAACGAAUCUUUAGGGGACAGACCUGAAGCUCCAAAUAUAGCAAUAAUGUUUACGGACGGAUCCUCCAAAGAUGGCGCUCCUGACCAGGCGGCUCAAGCAGCCAAAGAUGCGGGGAUCUCAAUUUAUUGUAUCGGUUUAAACACUACUGAGCUGGAUAUGGAAGAUAUCAAGUCUAUUGCUAGUGUCCCAUCGAGUAAGUAUGCGUUCGUUGUUGAGGACUUCGAUGAGACUCUUACUAUGGUCUCAGCAAGCAUCAUUAAAGCAGAGGGUCCACAGCAGGGUUGUGACUCAGGACCACCAGUUAUAGUUUGUGAAGGGACAAAAGCUGAUGUUGUAUUUGCCAUUGAAGGAAGUAGCGAAGUCAGUGAGUUUAACUUCCGUCUAAUGUUAGAUUUUGUAAAAGAUACUUUAACGCAACUCAACGUGGGAGACAAUACAUUGAGGGUUGGAGUAAUCAUCUAUAGUAAUGGAGCUUCAGUCUACAUCCAACUUAAUGACUUUAAGACAUAUCAGGAUGUCGCUGAAGCGCUUGAUAAUAUCAGUCAACCCCUUGGAGGAAGAGAUACCUUUUCUGCACUCUCGGUGAUGGCAAAUGUCGCAUUCAUUGAAGCAAAUGGCGAUAGAAAGGACGCUCCAAAUUUAGGUAUCCUCAUUUCAACUGGAACUUCCGACUAUCCUCCUGAAACAAUUCGCCAAGCAGAAGUUGUGAAUCGCAAAGGAAUUGAAUUAUUUGUGGUCGCCAUUGGUGACACGAAUAACGAGGAAGAAGUUGCUGCUAUGGCUACCGACCCAGACGAUUUACAUAUCUAUAGGCCUAUUAACUUUGUUGAAUUGCAGUCACUUGGGCCUCAACCAUUCCGCGAGAUGAUAUGUUACCUCCCAGAUUGUCAGGGGAGAGAUGUGGAUUUAGUUUUUAUCUUAGACACAAGCGGAGACUUGAUUGAAGAGGAUUUCCAGUUAGCCAAGGGGUUCGUAUCGUCUUUAAUCGGACGUAUGCACAUCAGUGACACCUAUGCUAGAGUGGGACUCAUUUCUUUCGGAAACUAUUCUGUCGCUCAUCUUGAUUUGGACCGUCUCAAUACCAAAGCUGAUAUUUUAGCGGCUGUCGAUACUAUGAAACACAUUGGUGGUCCAAGAAAUACUGCAUAUGCAAUAAGCCAGAUGAGAGGUAUGUUCUCAUCGCUAAGAGGAGGAAGAGACAAUGCCCCACAAGUGACCAUACUUCUGACAACCACACCGUCAGCACAAUCUAGCGUUGUACAAGAAAUAGCUGAAGCUAAAUCAACUGGGAUAACCAUUAUGAUUGUGACUCCCGAGGGCCAAAAUAACACAGAGGAGCUACAGAUGUUGGCAAGUUCUCCCGAGUAUGUCUUCACCACCCAGAGUCCUCAGACAAUGUACAACUUAACCGGGGUUAUCGCCCAGGACACGUGCACAAUCAAGGCUUGUUUACACGCCAUCGAUCUUGUGUUUGUGUUGGACAACUCUGGAAGCAUAACAGAAACUAACUUUAACCAGAUGAUUGACUUUGUAGCAAGUCUGGUAAAUGAACUCUAUAUUGACGGCGGAACUGUGAGAGUCGCCCUUGCUACAUUUGGUCCGACUGCCUCUGUGAUAUUUAAACUGGACAGCUACUCAACCCGUCUAUCAUUGGUGAAUGCAUUCCAAUCUAUACUUCCAACAACAGAGGGAUCCACAAAUAUCGAAAACGCCCUUAACCUGCUCAUAAAUGAAGUGUUUGUUGCUAUCAAUGGUGACAGAGACGAUGUUCCCAAUGUAGCCAUAUUCAUAUCCGAUGCCCGAGCAACGGAGAACAAAAAUGGUACAAGGCCUGCUGCAGACCGUGUCAAAGCAGCUGGAAUUGAAAUUUUCUCCAUUGGUGUAGGGAAAGAGCUUCUAAGCAGUGAAAUUGAAUAUAUAGCGAGUGAGCCAAAAGGUACUCAUCUUGCCAUGAUUGAUGACUUCGAUGCACUUGGUAGCCUCGAAAAGGAACUAGUGGGUCAAGCCACGUGUGGUAAUCAGUGUGAUGGGAUGGCUGACAUAUGCUUCAUGGUGGAUACAUCUGGAAGCAUUGGCAUUGAAGAUUUUGCAAAAGUUCGACAGUUCAUAAAUGAUAUAAUAGAAGAGAUGACCAUUGAUGGUGCUACAAAGGCUCGUGUAAGCGUAGUGUCAUUCGGAGAUGAUGCCAGUGUUGUAUUUUAUUUGGACAAUUAUAUGGAUAAGAAAUCUCUCAUGAAAGCUGUAAAUCUGAUCCAAUAUCGUGGUGGAGCAACGAACACAGCUGCUGGCUUGGAACUAGCAAGAACUAUGGUAUUUCAACGGUCUAGAGGUGAUCGAGUAGAUGCUCCAAAUAUAGGCAUACUAUUCACAGAUGGUUUGGCCACCCGGAGGAUUGAAGACACCCCCUCGCAAUCAGUGGCCGCUAGACAUGCCGGUAUUGAACUAUUUGUAGUAGGCGCUGGACCGACAGUUGACCCCAAAGAGUUAAUAGGUAUUGCAAGUGAACCGAGUGAAUCACAUCUGUGGAUUGUUCCGUCUGGUAUUGCGGAUCUUGCAACAUUGAAGAUUGCAAAGAAUGUAUCAAGAGCCAUUUGUAAUGACGUGGAUGAUUGUACUUCCUCCACUUGUUCCAAUGGCGCUGUAUGUAGAGACCUACUCCAUGGAACAAGCUGUGAAUGUAACCGUGGAUAUUCCGGUGAGACAUGCUCCAGAAAGUGCACUGCCCAUACUGAUAUUGUCUUCGUAGUGGAUGUAUCAGGCAGUAUUGGAAAGAUUAAUUUCCAAAAAGUUCGAGAUUAUCUGAGAGCUAUUGUGAUAGACUUGAGCACUGGACCGAAUGCUAGUCGGGUAGGAGUUGUAACAUUUGGGUCAACUGCCCUGAUAGAGUUUCACCUGGAUAAAUAUGCUACAAAAUCUGAAGUCCUGGAAGCAAUAGAUGCCAUAGAGUACAGAGGAGGUUCAACUGACAUAGCAUCAGGACUACAACUGAUGAGACUAUCUAUGUUCAGCGCUGAUAGAGCACGGAAAUCAGAUGAGAAAGUCCGUAAAAUCGGAGUCAUCAUUAGCGAUGGAACGCCAACAAUCAAUCAACUCGAUGCCGUUCCACAAGCCAGACAAGCAAGAGUCGCUGACAUCCAUAUGUUUGCUGUAGGCUGUGGCAGUGAGAUAGGACUAGGCUUGCUUCGAGGUCUUGCAAGCGAUCCUGAUGACAAAAAUGUGAUGCGAGCUGACUCAGUUGAUAGCCUGUUAAAACAGGCUAGGGUUAAACUGGUCGACCCGAUUUGCAAUGAUGAAGAUGAAUGUGAAAGUACCCCAUGUGCUAACGAUGGGACAUGUGUAGAUAACAUUCUGGGCUAUGAAUGUCUAUGUUCACCCAUGUAUGCGGGAGUUAACUGUGAAAAGGUGUGUAAUAGGUCCAUCGACGUUGUGUUCUUGGUAGAUUCCUCUGGCAGUAUUGGAGAGGAUAACUUCUACACACAGCUUAUGUUCAUACAGGGUAUUGUUAAUGAACUCGAGUUCAACGGUAACACAAGGGUUGGCCUAGUGACGUUUGCUGAUCGAGCAGUAGCGCAUUUUAGAUUGGAUACAUACACAACGAAAAAUGAAAUUCUAAAUGCUAUCAGUUCUGUUCCCUAUAGUAAAGGAGCAACCAACACUGCAGAUGGCUUAAAGCUCAUGGGAACAACAUUUCUAACAUCUUCCCCACGCAGUGUAUCUAAAUAUGCAGUUCUACUAACUGAUGGUACACCAACUGUGCGUAAAGGGCAGGAAGGUGACGAGGCUCGAAAUGCUAAAUCUCGUAACAUUCGAAUCAUCUCAAUAGGAGUUGGGUCUAAUAUAGCCAGGAAAAAACUCGAUGAACUUUCGACUGAUCCUAAUAAAGAUGUUUUCAUGACAGCAGACUUCGCUGAGUUAGAUCAACUUAAAUUAAAACUUGGAUCUAAAUUGUGCAAUGAAGAGUGAACACGUCCUGUUCGUCUUGAUGAUAUCUGGCUAGAAAUACUUUAGACAUGUACAGUUGGUCUUGCUAUUUUAGUUCGAGUCAUUUCCAGAAUGAAUAAACCUCAGGAGAUAUCUUUUCAAUACAAAGACUUCUAAUAGCUGAGAAGAAAAGGAAUGUGAUAGUUUAUCAUACCCCAUGUUCAUCUUCUGAUAUACCUCAAAUACGCUUGCUAGACAUGCGUAACACAUGUAGACUUGGCGAGAUACAUAAAUAUUACGGGGUCAAACCUAGUAAAAACGACCAAUAAUCAAUUAUCGCAUUAGGACAUGGCCAUGAUGAUGGCAGUCACGAAAUAGAGCCAAAUCUAGUCAACAUGCGUAAUUGAAAACACGGUACUAAAACAGAUUGUCUCAAUUUCAGGAUUGUUGUUAGCCCAUUGGUGAUUAUAUUCAGGUUUACCUAAGAUUUUUACUAUAACUGUGAGUCUUAUGACAACCAUUGUUAUGGUCUAGACAAAUAUCGGAUGCUACAUUUAUUCUGAUGGUCUAGAAAUUACUUUUAAUAUGCGAGCAUGUAGAAACAGCAUUAGAUAUUAUGUUAAGUAAAAUAGAAGAGGAUAUGAGAAAUAGAGUACUUUAAUUAAGGAAUU
Messenger RNA from Owenia fusiformis, 5124 nucleotides. The record is from the annotation of a GenBank genome assembly. Lineage: Eukaryota; Metazoa; Annelida; Polychaeta; Sabellida; Oweniidae.